AUGUCAACUUUCCUGCGGUGCUGUUGGGGCCCAACAAAAUGGCGGCCAAUUGGUGAAGUCCCAAGCCGGACACGACAUAUAGCACACUUCUCUCAGACGGCAGCCUCAGCAGCUACAUCACGACAAACCCUACGCAUAGGGAAUAUCCAAUGGAAUAUACUGGGCUCUGCUACGAUACUGACUCCAAACCCAUCAGCAGUGACACCAGAUAGUAUAUUAUCAAAGCUCCCUUCGUUCAGCACCCAGCUCCAUCCCGACAGCCAUGUCCCUCUCCUCCUCGUCACGCCGGCGUUCGCCCAAUGGCUAGAAAAAGACAAUACAUUCCUCCCUAAGUUACUACAGCAUUGCUUCCGAGAAGCAGCAGCAGCUGAAAAUCUCGAAAUAUGCUCGGUGGAGGCGGUGGUUGAUAGCCUACCUGCACCUGUGGACAUUAAACACAAUGCCUUAGAAGGGUUUUCGCUGGCGAUUGUCAAUUGGGGCGCUAUAUCAGGCAAACUAGUACCUCAAAGAGGUAUUGAGAAUAUCUCUUUCUCUCACGUUGAGCCAAAGCUCUCGAUUUCUAUCCGUGACCCGUCCGCAAGCACCGAACUUGAGGUUGGAAUGCCCAUGGGCAACACGCUUUUCACCACUGGUAGACCGUACACAAUGUACGCUUCUAGGUGGAAAUCUACAGAAUCGAUCGAUGAGAUUCCUCAGAUCACGGAUCGAUGUGACAUUCGGACGUGUAGGGUUGAGCUACGAACGAAGUCCUCGCUCAAAUCGCUUAGCGCACCUCUGCACCCCGUUACUGAGCCAAGGAUAGUAGCGGAGAGUAUGGGGAAUAUACUUAAGACCGUCUCCAAUGGAUCAAGCCCAGAAAAGGAUAUCCCAGCAUCUACUGAGUUAGAGAAGGCUAUACCACAAUAUAUCAAGGACCACAACCUUGAAAGCCAGAGACUGGCUGUUUGGGCGAUGGUAACACCCAAAAGCAUAGCACAAACUCAUAUUGGAGCCGCUUCCGGCGGCGCUAUUGAUGUAUCGGCUGCUCUGAAAAGGGGAUCACGGCUUUAUCGUGUCAUGAGCGGUGGAGGCGGAUGGGGCAAGAAGAAAGGCCUGCUCUCUCUUGAUCCCGAGUACUCGUAUGACGAUGAAGAACCGAUAUCCAACCUUGUUUCAAUACACGAGAUAUUCGAUGAGGAUGUUUCUGAGAAACAUAGUGACGAUGCCAUCUUGUUCAAUGUGCUGGAAAACACACCUAAAUUUACAGACGUUGACGGGCUGAUGAUGAGUCCAUUGCGUGAGGUUGUGACGACCGGUGACGUCGUGCAAUUCUUUGUUGCAUCUUUGGAUAAUAACCUGGACAAAGCGGCUAUGCAACCAGAGCCCGCGGUGAUGCAUGAAAGCACAGGGAAAGAGACCACUGUUCUGGACUUUUCCGUCCUCCCUGCUCCCACAGAUGCUCCCGUGCGGUUACCUAGCGAGGGGCUUCAGGACGGGUCUAAGAAGCUAGAUGACAUUAUUGUAAAAGCAAAUAAGUUCGGCGCCUCCUCUGAGAAGUCCAUGGUCUAUGCUAGGACCGCGGGUGAUUUGAUGGGGGACCGAGUCCAAGCCUCAGGCACCAAAAUUGACAUCCCUGGUGCCAGGCUUGUGAUUGAAAUACCGUCUGAAGAGCCUUUCUUUAGAAUGUAA
Molecule: messenger RNA, 1668 nt
Organism: Nannizzia gypsea CBS 118893
Lineage: Eukaryota; Fungi; Ascomycota; Eurotiomycetes; Onygenales; Arthrodermataceae
Exons: 2
Coding region: 1-1668 (555 amino acids)
Source: RefSeq, a predicted model, not a curated record